Cuscuta epithymum is the source of this 9008-nucleotide messenger RNA. NCBI's taxonomy places the organism in Eukaryota, Viridiplantae, Streptophyta, Magnoliopsida, Solanales, Convolvulaceae. The record is from the annotation of a GenBank genome assembly.
UUGUGAGUAACAUCCAUGAAACUUCCUCCAUGUGCAAGUAUGUCUCUGGGAAGUUUCCUCACACCAAACAACCACCUUCCUCACACCUCCAUUGAAGCUUCUCCUAAGCUUCCACCCAUCUUCCUCCCACCUUCCUAGUACCUAGUUUUGGUGCUAUAAAUAGAGAGCUUGGAGAGUCUUUCUAUCAUCAAGUAAAAUAGAAUAGAUCAUCAUAGCACAACCAAGAAGAGUUGUGAAUAUCCUUGAGAGAUAUGUGAGGUGUUGUUUUGAGAGUUUUUAGUUAGAGCUUGUAUGUCUCUUCUUUCUAUUCUUGAAAGUAAUAGAAGUGUUUUUCUCUCAUAUUAGCACGAUCCUGUUAUUCCCAACAAGUGGUAUCAGAGCAUGGUUGAGCUUUUGAUAUUUUUCCCAGAUUUUUUCAGAUAAAAUUCUACUGUCUGAAAAAUCGAGUUUUUCAGUAUUGCUCGGAAUUGCAAUAUGAAUAUACCGUUGGAUUCGUCUCGUCGAGACGAGAAAACUGGUAUUUUUGGGGAUUUUUUUGGCCACCGGAAGCUGCCGUACGCGCCGCCAAACGCCGGCCAAAAAAUGCAUGCGUCAUGCUGACGUCAUCACGCGCAGACAGAGGUUGAAGACAGCUGACGUCAUCGCUGACGUCAUCAGCCAGUCAGAGCUGCGUCAGCGACACGUCAGCGACACAUGUGCAGUCACAGCACAGUCAGCCGCCACGUCAUCAGCCAGUCAGAGCUGCGUCAGCGACACAUGUGCAGUCACAGCACAGUCAGCCGUCACGUCAUCAGUCAACUGUCAACUUUCACCAGUGCUCAGUCAGCUGCCACGUCAUCGCCCUAGUCACUGCCACGUCAUCUGCCACGUCACCGGUCAGUUUUUAAAUUUUUGAAAAAUUGCAGUUUGGUCCCUCAAUUUUUUGAAAAAUUAUAAUUUCGGCCUAUAAUUUUUCGAAAAUUGUAUUUUGACCCCGAAAGUGCCUACCCACCAUUUUCGGCCGUUCCGGACGCAACGGUGCUGCCCGUUUUUCAAAGUUUUGCUCCGAUUUUUCUGAAACAGAAAAUCAAAAUUAUUUGGAAGGUGAAAAUGACCUUUGACGAGUCAACUUCAUCUUCCGGAGCUAUGAUUAUGCUCACGGCUACCAACUACACGCUAUGGAAACCUUGGAUGGAAGAUUUCCUUAGCUGUAAAGACCUUUUUGAUCCAGUAGAGAUGAAAGGUAUUAAUCCUGACCCGGUCAAGUCAACGGAGUGGAAGAAAAUUAAUAGAAAAACUAUUGGUCAAAUCCGACAAUGGAUUGACCAUAGUGUCUUCCACCAUGUUGCACAAGAGACCGACGCUUAUGCCCUUUGGAAGAAGUUAGAAGAUAUGUACCAAGCCAAGACCGCUAGGAACAAAGCCUUACUGAUGAGGCGUCUUGUCAAUAUGAAGCUCAAAAGUGGAACUUCUGUUGCUGAACAUACUAGUCAAUUUCAGAGUCUGGCAAAUCAACUAUCUUGUGUAGAAAUGACACUUGGAGAUGAAAUGCAAUCUCUACUACUUCUUAGUUCCCUUCUUGAUAGUUGGGAGACACUAGUUGUUACUCUCAGCAACUCAGCUCCAGAUGGCAAACUUACCAUGUCUGUGGUCAAGGAUGCACUGUUCAAUGAGGAGGCAAGAAGGAAAGACAUGAGCACAGAUGAGACUCAUGCCCUUGUGACGGAGAAUAGAGGAAGAUCACAAGGAAAACAACAAAGAAACAGUAGAGGGAAAUGGAAAAGCAGAGGCAAAAGUCGGGGGAGAUCAUCAGAUGGCCGGAAACCUUCUUAUACCUGCCACCAUUGCGGUAUAGAGGGUCACAUGAAGAAGAAUUGCUACAAAUUGCUAGAGGAGCUAGGCAAGAGCAAUUCUCAAGCGAAGAACAAGGGUGGUGAAGCGCUCAUCACAAUCUCAGGUGAUGUGGCGUAUUGUACUGCCAAUGAUGAAACAUGUCUUCACGUCUCAAGAGAGGACACUGAAUGGGUGGUAGAUACUGCAGCAUCCUACCACGUUACUCCCCACAGGUACUACUUCACAACUUACAAAGCUGGAGACUUUGGAGCAGUGAAGAUGGGUAAUUCCAGUUCAUCUGAAAUAGCUGGAAUUGGUGAUGUACAAAUAAAGACGAGUUCUGGGAGCACAAUCACUUUGAAGGAUGUCAGACAUGUUCCAGACCUUCGUCUCAAUCUCUUGUCAGUGGUAUGUCUUGACGAACAGGGAUAUGAAAACCACUUCAAUAGGGGCACAUGGAAAAUGUCAAAGGGCGUUUUGACAAUCGCUCGAGGACAUGUUUGUGGCACAUUGUACAAAACUCAUUUGAGGAUUUGUACAGAUAGCCUCAAUAUUGCUGAGGAGAUUACUCAGAAUCUGUGGCAUCUGAGGCUCGGCCACAUCGGUGAGAAAGGGUUGACUACCUUGAUGAAGAAGAACCUUAUCAACAUCGACAAGAACGCUGCACUGAGUCCUUGCAGUCAUUGUCUGUUUGGUAAGCAACACAGAGUAUCAUUUAAUUCUACUUCAACUAAAAGAUCGGAGUUGUUAAGUUUGGUACACUCUGAUGUCUGUGGUCCUUUCGAGGUGGAAUCAAUCGGUGGAAGCAGAUUUUUUCUGACUUUUAUCGAUGAUGCUUCUCGGAAAGUGUGGGUGUAUUUCCUUAUUACGAAGGAUCAGGUAUUUGAGUACUUCAAGACAUUUCACGUCUUGGUGGAACGUGAAACGGGAAAGAAGCUGAAAUGUCUUCGAUCAGAUAAUGGAGACGAGUAUACUUCCAAGGCGUUCGAUGCAUAUUGUAGAGAAUAUGGCAUUCGACAUGAGAAGACAGUACCACGCACCCCUCAGCACAACGGCGUUGUUGAAAGAAUGAACCGGACUAUCAUGGAGCGUGUCCGGAGCAUGCUGAAUAUGGCUAAACUUCCGAAGUCAUUCUGGGGAGAAGCAGUCAACACCGCAUGCUAUCUUAUCAACCAAUCACCUUCAGUACCACUGAACUUUGAAGUUCCAGAGAGGCUAUGGACAGGUAAGGAUCCUACAUACUCACAUCUUAGAGUAUUUGGUUGUUCAUCGUAUGCACAUGUAUCCAAAGAGCUCAGGCAGAAGCUCGAUGCAAGAACUAUCCCAUGCAUUUUCGUUGGCUAUGGAAAUGAAGAGUUUGGAUACAGGCUAUGGGAUCCUAAGGAGAAAAAGGUGUUCAGAAGUAGGGAUGUUGUGUUCCACAAAGAUUUGACAAUAGAAGACAUUGAAAAACCCACAAUGUCUCGGAAGUCAAAUGAGGGUGUUCAAGUUUCAAAUGAAGUACCAGAAGAGGACAAAGUGCAUGAAGAUAACUCUGAAGCAGAAGAAGACGAGGAGACAGAAGAUAGUGCAGAGCAAGGGGAGACACAAUCCACCCCGCCAGACACAGAUGAUGGUAGCUCUUCUCAGAUGGUUCCUACUGUUCGUAGAUCUGAACGAGGGCAUAUACCAUCGACAAGGUACACAUCAUCCGAAUAUCUUUUGUUAACUGAAGAUGGAGAACCGGAGAGUUUUCAAGAAGCUGUAUCUCAUAAGGAUAAAGAAAAAUGGCUAAUAGCAAUGCAGGAUGAGUUAGAAUCUCUGCAGAAAAAUCAAACUUAUGAGAUCGUAGAACUUCCUAAAGGGAAGAAGGCACUAAGGAACAAAUGGGUGUUCAAGCUAAAGAAGGAUGCAAGCGGACAAGUGGUGAAACACAAAGCUCGGUUGGUUGUCAAAGGGUUCCAGCAGAAGAAAGGAAUUGACUUUGAUGAGAUCUUUGCACCAGUUGUCAAGAUGACCUCAAUCCGAGUUAUACUUGGCUUGGCAGCAAGUAUGAACUUGGAGCUUGAACAGAUGGAUGUGAAGACAGCAUUUCUUCACGGAGAUUUGAAAGAAGAAAUCUACAUGCAGCAGCCGGAAGGUUUUGAGAACUCAAAUGAUAACUUUGUGUGUAAGUUAUCUAAAAGUUUGUAUGGCUUGAAGCAGGCACCAAGGCAGUGGAAUAAGAAGUUUGACUCAUGCAUGAAGAGUCAACGCUACAAGAAGACUACUGCAGAUGAGUGUGUAUACAUCAAGAAGCUUCCAGACGGUACCUUCAUUGCUCUUCUACUAUAUGUAGACGACAUGUUGAUCGUUGGGAAAGAUGCAGUGAAGAUAAACCAACUGAAGAAAGAACUCUCUAAGUCUUUUGAUAUGAGAGACUUAGGACCGGCUCAACAGAUUCUUGGGAUGCAGAUCACUCGAGACAGGAAGAAUCACAAGUUAUGGCUAUCUCAGGAGAAGUACAUUGAACGGGUACUUGAGAGAUUCAACAUGAAUGAUGCCAAGCCAGUAAGUGUUCCACUUGUGAAUCACUUCAAGUUGAGCAAAAGAACAUGCCCUACAUCCAAGGAAGAGAUCGGGGAGAUGUCAGCAGUUCCAUAUUCUUCAGCAGUUGGGAGUUUGAUGUACGCCAUGGUAUGCACAAGGCCAGACAUCGCACAGGCAGUGGGUACAGUGAGUCGUUUUCUCUCUAACCCCGGGAAGGAGCAUUGGGAGGCAGUCAAAUGGAUUCUCAGGUACUUGAAAGGUACCACGAAGUUAUGUCUUUGUUACGGAGGAGCUGAUCCAGUCUUGGAAGGCUACACAGAUGCUGAUAUGGCCGGAGACACUGAUAGUAGAAAGUCUACUUCAGGAUAUAUCUACACUUUUGCAGGGGGAGCCGUUUCUUGGCAAUCAAGAUUGCAGAAGUGUGUUGCUUUAUCUACAACAGAAGCAGAAUACAUUGCUGCCGCUGAAGCAGGUAAGGAAAUGUUGUGGCUAAAGCGUUUUCUCCAAGAACUUGGGAUCCAGCAGAAAGAGUACAAGGUACAUUGUGACAGUCAGAGUGCUCUAGACUUGAGCAAGAACUCUAUGUACCAUUCUCGUACAAAGCAUAUUGACAUUCGGUAUCACUGGAUACGAGAGACGAUUGAUCAACAACUGUUGAGACUAGUGAAGAUCAAUACAAAGGAGAAUCCAUCAGACAUGCUGACGAAGGUGGUGACACGAGAUAAGCUAGAGCUAUGCAGAGACAUAGUCGGGAUGCUUGUUUUGAAUAUGCCUGGAAGGGGAGAAUUGAAGAAUUCAAUUUCCAGGUCAUAUCCAAGUACAAGCAAAUUGAAGAAUCCAAUUGUGAGUAACAUCCAUGAAACUUCCUCCAUGUGCAAGUAUGUCUCUGGGAAGUUUCCUCACACCAAACAACCACCUUCCUCACACCUCCAUUGAAGCUUCUCCUAAGCUUCCACCCAUCUUCCUCCCACCUUCCUAGUACCUAGUUUUGGUGCUAUAAAUAGAGAGCUUGGAGAGUCUUUCUAUCAUCAAGUAAAAUAGAAUAGAUCAUCAUAGCACAACCAAGAAGAGUUGUGAAUAUCCUUGAGAGAUAUGUGAGGUGUUGUUUUGAGAGUUUUUAGUUAGAGCUUGUAUGUCUCUUCUUUCUAUUCUUGAAAGUAAUAGAAGUGUUUUUCUCUCAUAUUAGCACGAUCCUGUUAUUCCCAAGACGCGAUACAACGAGUGGAUUCAGUCUAGAUACAAAUAGAACAACGAGUGGAUUGAGAAUAAUAUGAUAAAAAGACGUGAUUCUAAGUGCUCUAAAUUGGUUCAUAGAAAGGAGCUUUGGGAAUUGGGAACAUGAUUAUUUAGAAUUAUAAUUAUUGGGAUGUCUUUGUUUGGACUCUUUUCCGUCUCAAACCAGAUCAGUCAUGAGAAGGGAAACUGCAAGCCAAAUGUAUUUGUUGAUGGCCUCUGUAAAGCAGCUGGUAAGCUGCUUUACUUAUUGGAUGAGAAGGGAAACUGCAAGCCAAAUGUAUUUGCACAUAGCGCUGUUAUUGACUCGUGUAAGGAUAAAAUGGUUCACAAAUGCUCUUGGCAUUUUAGAGAAGAUGACAGGAAAGGGCAUUCUUCCCACUAACUGAUUGGCUCUGCAAAUCGAGACGAUGGGAAGAGGUCAGAGAGUUGCUGAAGAGAAUGAUAGAUGGUGGCAAAUCGAGAACAUCCAGAUCUGUUCAGGUAUAGAUGGAUUCUGUAAGAAUGAUCUUAUUCCUCAAGCGCUUUCCUUAAUGAAUGAUGGCAGCUGAGAGCCCUGCAUGUCCCCAACAUAGUAAGCUAUAACAGUCAUAAAUAUGCUAUUUAGUGAUGGAAAGCCCAGCAGUGCAGUAGAAUUAUUUAAUGCCCUUCCCUCAAAAGUGUGAAAGCUGAGAAAGCCGGAUAGAAGAUUUAAAAGAUAUUUUGCGGAGCAUGGAGGAAAACGGUUGCAUGCCAGUAGAACAUGUGAGACUAUACUCGAGACUAUCUUGCGAGAUGGACCAGAUUCCCCUUUGCAUAUGCUUAUGAAUUUUAAAGCUUCACAUAGAAAGCGCGGUUGUUAGGAAUGACAUCCAUUGUCUUUUUGAAGCUUUAAUGAAUCAGGCUUGCCCUGCAGCUCCUUGUCGGUGGUGGCAAUCCCUGAAGAAACAUUCCUCAUAGAGUUUAUUAGAUUUUCAUACCAGAACUCAUUAAAGUGUGAAGAAAUGAUGGAUCAAUGUAAACAACUUCAUACAUUUGUCUCUCUGAGGCACUGCAAUGGCAAAAUACAAAAGCACACUUAUUCAGAAAAUCUACAUGUGUCUCCAAAACUGAAUGGAGCUAAAAUGGAAGGUGGUAGAUAUUCGGUUGAUUUGGGUAACCUCCAAUGCAAUCGAAGGAACGGGAUUGGAAGGAAGAAAUCCCGCAAAGGUAAAGAACAUGCCGGUUCUUCAUCUCAAAGCCGAGAUGAUUUUGAAACGGGUUACCAAAGGCGAGAUGGAGAUGCGAUGUCCGAAGAACAACUCCAACAAGAAUUGGCCCGACAUAAUAACCACUUUCUACAACAACAACAAAUGCCGACGACCAUUGACGAAGAGGAGCUUGAGGAUGAAGAUGCGGAGGAAUUGGAACCGGAGACGGCCGAGGAGGAGGGUGCCGGCAGCCACGACGCCGACGAGCCCGCCUCAUCCCAAACCGCCACCGGUAAUAAAAAAAUUAAGUCUGAACUAAUGAAAAAUAAUUUUGAUAAAUGGAAGGACCCGCAAACCGGCUAUUGGCACGCAACUUGCAAGUGGUGCAACAACAAUUAUAGUUUGGGAACCUCCGGCGGAUACGGAUCCGCUGCAAGGCAUCUUAAGGCAAAGCACCCCGUGGAGUAUGCAAAAUUAGGCGGCGGAACGGGGAAGCAAACUCAAAUAUCGAGGUUUGCGAAUUCUCAACCUUUUGGUAAUUUCUCCUACAAUGAUGCACAAAAUUUGAUUGGUAUGACUAACUUAAUUUGUGAAGAAAAUUUGCCUUAUUUGUUUUCUGAAAGUCUUGCUUUAAGAGAUUAUGCACAAGGUAGUUUAAAUCCUCAAUUUAGAAAUUAUAGUCGCAAAACUGUUGAGAAAGAAAUAAUAAGGCUUUAUAAUGCGGAAAAGGUAAGAUUACAAAAUUUUUUUGCAAACUUUGAUGGGCGUGUUACUAUUUGUUCUGACAUAUGGGAGGAUGAUUUUCAUCAUUUAUAUUAUUUGGGUCUGACUGCACAUUAUAUUGAUGAGGAUUGGAAUAUGCAUAAACGUGUUCUUGCUUUUCGUGAAUUUAAUGAUCGUCACACCGCUGAACAUAUUUAUAUUUUGAUUGAGCGUAUUUUAAUUGAGUAUAAUUUGAUUGAUAAGGUGUUUGCUAUUGGUUUCGAUAAUGCUACUAAUAAUACUGCUGCUAUACCUAGAUUGCGUGAGUUGUGUGGUGCCAAUUCUUUGAUGGGUAGAUUUUUUCAUCAACACUGUGCAUGUUAUGUUAUAAAUUUAUGUGUGCAAGACGGUUUAAAAGCGUUAGGAGAUUCCAUAGAGGUAAUAAAGGGGGGAUUAGACGUAUUUGGGGUAAUGGUCAACUUAGAUUAAAAUGGCAAAGUUAUUUGACUGAAAGAGGUGUGAGAUAUGUUGCUUUUCCUAAAGAUUUGAGUAUUCGUUGGAAUAGUACUUAUAAAUUACUUAAAGUUGUUCUUAGAUAUAAAGAACAUUUUCCUACUUUUUUAAAAGAACAUGAUAACUAUAUUAUAAACGCGGCUGAGAUCGACACUUGCGAAAAAAAUUGUAAUGUUUUGAUAUUUUUUUUAAUGCUACUGAAACUUUUAGUCAUGUUUAUAAACCUACCGCAAACCAAUUUAUUCCACAAGCUGUUAAUCUCGCCGAUGCUUUUAAAGAAUUUCAGAAUGCCGUUUUCGUUCAUUAUUUUUGUGAUCAUAUGAAGGAAAAGUUUUUAAAAUAUUAUGCGCAUAUUCCCCAUAUUUAUGGUAUUGCAUUUAUUCUCAAUCCUCGUUAUAGACUUGCUAAUUUGGAAGAUUGUUUCAACUUCUAUUAUCUUGCGUUUUUCGGUGAAUUUCCAAUGUAUGACGAUAACCCCAUAGAUCCGAAAACGGAAUACAACGAGGUUAGUACUUUAUUUUAUGCCUUAUUUAAUGAGUUUCGUGCACAAUAUAGCAACGCUCCCCCUCCCCCGUCACGAACAUCUUCAUCUAAAGGAAAAUAGAUUUUUAAAUCUGCAUUUGGCAAUCUUAUGAAAAAAACUAAAACAACUCACGUCACUGAACAAAGCGCAUUGAAUGAGAUUACUUUGUAUUUAACAUAUGAAGUUGAUUUUGAAGAAAAUGAUGACUUUGACGUUCUAGACUGGUGGAAGUCAAAAGAAAGAACGUUCCCGAUUUUAGCACGGAUGGCUAAGCAAGUACUAUCAAUGCCGGUUUCAACAGUUGCUGUGGAACAAGAAUUUAGUUCGGCCGGCAACGUCCUAACGGCAUCUAGAUCGAGAUUGAGCGCGGAGUCUCUUGAGACGCUUAUAUGCUACCACGAUUGGUUGAAGGUCGCACGUAGAACUCAAGAAUUGAGCAUCACCCCCUCCCAAGAUUUUAUGGAUGACUCAACAACCGAUGGUGGCUCUACCUAUGCCGGAGAUUCCGAUUGAUUAGUAUUUUAGAAUUUAUUAUAAAAUGUAUUUUA